UGACAGCAAAGAGCGUUAAAUAAAGCGCCCACAGCUGCAGAUAGCGCACACUUUGUUGAACGUCGCAGCAGGACACAGCAGCGGUUCAAUAUUUGUCCGACAGAGGACGAGCCUUUGGUUGAGCUUGGUGUUAAAGUGUAGAAUUACAAAGCGUGAUUUUGACUGCAGAUAAAGACAGAAAAACCGGUCGGAAGAGGUGAACGGGUUCGGCCUCAGUCGGAGGAGCUGCUGUGACGUAGCACCCACCGACACUACACACACACACACACACACGCCGGCUGCCGCUGCGCCUGCCAGGACCUCAAUGUGGGGAAAUGACCGAGAGUGACCUCAAAGGAAACACCGUAUUCUAGCGGCUGUCCGCAUUUCCAUUUUACAAUACCUUAGCGCAAAAAUGUGCGACAAAUUUUAGCCUGAUACUUUAAGGCGCCUAACAGAAAAGCGCAAGGUCUGCCGAUAGCUAAUCGCGCGACUGACUCAGACUAGCUUACAGCGGUGCUAACAUUAGCAAGCUAAACUAAAGUAGCCUGGUUUCUCAUUGCUAGCGACGGGGCUUUUCCUUUUUUUCCCCUGCAGAUGCUAAGCUAAGCUAGGCUAGGUUAGGCUAGGCUAGCUGCUGCCAUGGAUAAAGCCAAGUCAAUGAUGGACAAGAAAGGAGCGUCGGGACCCUUUCAUGUCAACAACGGACAGAGCCAGAGGGGGUUUCACAGCCCCAUCGUCGUGGCCGCUAAUGGUGGCUGUUGCAGCGGCAAUGCGUUCGGCUCCAGCUCCGGACCCAACAACGGCAGCACGUUUGAGAACAUGCAUCACCUGCACCGCGGAGACGAUGCGGAGUGCAACGGCUCCCCGGCCAAGAGGUGCAAGCUACGGAGGCGGACGGAGUCGAUAAGACGGAACAGACCCCCCUUCCCUUGGUUCGGUAUGGACAUUGGUGGCACCUUGGUGAAGUUGGUUUACUUUGAGCCAGUUGAUAUAACUGCAGAGGAAGAACAGGAGGAAGUGGAGAACCUCAAGUCUAUCCGUCGCUACCUCACCUCCAACGUAGCCUAUGGUAAAACAGGAGUCCGUGACGUUCACCUGGAGUUGAGGAACCUGACCAUGUGUGGCCGGACAGGAAACCUGCACUUCAUCCGCUUCCCAACACAGGCCAUGCACCGCUUCAUUCAGAUGGGACGGGACAAGAACUUCUCCAGCCUUCAUACAACCCUCUGCGCCACUGGUGGUGGAGCAUACAAAUUCGAGAAUGACUUCCGAACUAUGGCCGACCUGGAACUGCUGAAGCUGGAUGAACUGGACUGUCUGAUCCGCGGCCUGCUGUUUGUCGACAGGGUCAGCUUCAACGGCCACCCAGAGUGCUACUACUUCCAGAACCCUUCAGACACCCAGAGCUGUGUAAAAAGGCCCUGUACUCUAGACAACCCUUUCCCCAUGCUGCUGGUCAAUAUCGGCUCCGGGGUCUCCAUCCUGGCCGUGUACUCACAAGACAACUACAAACGGGUGACCGGGACUAGUCUGGGGGGUGGUACAUUCCUGGGCCUUUGCUGCUUACUGACAGGCUGUGAAACAUUUGAGGAGGCGCUGGAAAUGGCCAGUAAGGGUGACUCCACCAACGUGGACAAACUGGUGAAGGACAUCUAUGGCGGAGACUAUGAGCGCUUCGGCCUACAAGGCUCUGCUGUCGCAUCCAGUUUUGGCCACAUGAUGAGCAAAGAGAAACGAGACAGCAUCAGUAAGGAGGACUUGGCCAGAGCCACACUUGUCACCAUCACUAAUAACAUAGGAUCCAUAGCACGCAUGUGUGCUGUCAAUGAGAAAAUUGAGCGUGUGGUUUUUGUCGGGAACUUCCUUCGCAUCAACACAGUAUCCACUAAACUUCUAGCCUAUGCCAUGGACUACUGGUCCAAAGGACAACUACGAGCCCUCUUUCUUGAACACGAGGGUUAUUUUGGAGCUGUGGGAGCGCUGAUGGAGCUGCUCAAAACAACCGAGGAUCCAUGAAGGAAACUGUGUCGAGAAGUCCUCGACUCUCGACAAGACGAUGUCAUCCACCCUUCAACGCUGCGAUGUCAUCUACUCUUGAUGCUGCUGAAAGGUCGCGUUCACCGAGGCCGCUAAAGGAACACUAAGGGGAGGGGGGGACAGAGACAGAGAAACUGGGAAAAGCCAUUUUAAUAAUUUAACGCCUGUAAAUAAUGAUGACUUCUAAUAUUCUUCUCCUAAAUUUCCCAACCAGAGACUCCUUAUGAUAGAGAUUUUAAUAUUGUAAUCAUUAAUUUAUGGUCUCCUGUAAUCAGCUCUGUCGAUUCCUGUAAUCAGCCCUGUGGGAGGCGCAGAGAGUUUUUGUAUUUUGUUACUUUGUGUGUUUGUGUGAAUAGCUACUGUAGCAUUAAAUCCUUAAAACUGUGGUACCCUGGUGACUGUUUGUGCAACAAUUAUGUCGUCUUAUCUGCAGUUAAAUAAUUUGUCACGUGACCACGCAAACAAUAUGCAGAUAUGUUCUAUCUGUGUGUGCAGACGGCGAGGCUAGAGAAAGUGGCCUGAACGAUCUGCAACAGAACAGUGACGUGGCAGUUGCUAUAAGGCAGGUGUGUUGCCUGUAAUUGUUGCACAAAAAAAGUUGCCCACCAUGCUACAGUCUUCUAAGGAGUGCACUGAAGCCAAAUCCUGUUGAGAUUCAUAUACAACCUGCAUCCUUCAAGUCAGAAAGGAAGCAGCAAAAACUGCACAUGGCCUUUGCUUUUUGUUCGUCUCUUCCUAGUCUGCUGGUGUUUAACAGCACUAAUGACACUGUAUGAGCGCACAUGCAGACAUUUCCCGCUGAGUUUUGUGUUAGAUGACGGGACCAAGACUUCAUUGUCUUCCAACUGAUAGCGCCACAGCUGCGUCUGUACUGUUGAUAGAUGUUGACUACCUUUAAAUGGUAUCAACAGCCGAGCCCAGUGAUUUGGGAGAUGCUUUUGGAUCUCUUAAUGGAAAUAUCUUUUUUUUUUUUUUUUUUUUUUUUUUUUUUUUUUUUCAUCUUGUCCCUUCCUGUCGCUAUCUUUCUCAUUUUAAGACGUAACACAAAUCUUCCACCUCUUCUGCUUACAGCUCCACACUGCUGCCUUGUUUCUGUGUUGUAGUGUAACAUUUAGAAGUGGUCCAGAAGCGCUGCUAGUACAGGAUGAGAUUACGUUUGUGCGGGGUGUAUGUUAAAAAAGGAACUGCUCAGCACCCUUAAUGUAUUGUAGAGGCAGACGCAUUGAAAUGGUGCCACCUUUAGGCUUCAGGGAACAAGGACCAAGUUUUUGGUUUGUUUUUUUUUUUGUUUGUUUUUUUUUUUGUUUGUUUUUUUUCCUUCAGCCAAGAUUCACCCUUAACCAAAAGGUACCAGUGCAAAAUGUAUCACCGAUAAAUCCAUUAAUGUAGAUUAGAAUUAUAGUACAUUUUUGUCCCAGAUCACAUUCAGUGCAUCUGUUAACUCACCAAUUCAGGAACGUCUUUCUGCAAAAUCAGUCAACACUUACAGAUAUGGAUUUCUUUAAAAGUCUCAGUUACUUAAGGGGCCAUUCAUUCAUUGCAAGCCCCUCAAACAUUUGGGCGUUUGUGUGUGAAAACAGCCUGUUUUCUAAUCUGAGGCCAUUUAUUACACAAAUCAACGCUAGCAGGAAUUUUAACUGUAUAUUAACACAGUACUUGAAAAUUCUAGGGUGUGUUUUUGGCAUUUUCUAAUCUUUUACUGCAGACGUGACCUUUUUAACUGUAGUACUCCUAAAUUAACGAGCACUGUCUGUACCUGCUUUGCAAUUAUUGCGUCUCAUCCAAAAUGUUGUUGUCUUUUUUGGACCAUAGCUUUUAUACCACUUCGAACUGAUCCAAACUUUCAAAAAUUGUAAAAAUAAUAGAUUAUUGCUCUAAAUAAAUAAGAACCUCAGCUUAGUUUAAUCGUAUGCAUGGUUUUCCUGAACCGUCACACCGAUGUCUCUCUUCACAGCCUUUAACUCCUGCUGAUUUCCCUUUUUUUCUGUCCACUGCUUCGUGCAAUGCCACUAUCUACAUGCCUUUACUUUACUGUGCUUUUUCACUUUUUUAUAAUCACCAAUCUUCCAGUUUUUGUACCUUAUUUAUUGUUUAAUACCUCCAAACAUCACUACCAACACUUUAGGGUUGAUUCUGUGUUUCUGAGCUUGACAGUUCAGUGUUAGUUAGGCACUGUGUGUUUUCAUAUAGUUAAUUAUUUAAUGUAAUCUAUAGCUGUCUGAUUGAUAGCUUAACAAUUAGGGGGAAGUUCUCGUUGAACCUGGUACUCUUGUGUUCUUAACAAAAGUGGUUGUUUUGCUGUGUUUAUCUCCUCUGCGCCAUCUAAUGUACUCCUGAACUACACUUUGACCCGGACUAACAACUUGUGAUGCAGUUUAUUUUUACCUGUAAAAAAA
Molecule: messenger RNA, 4415 nt
Organism: Sphaeramia orbicularis (orbiculate cardinalfish)
Lineage: Eukaryota; Metazoa; Chordata; Actinopteri; Kurtiformes; Apogonidae
Gene: pank1a
Product: pantothenate kinase 1a
Exons: 8
Coding region: 622-1998 (458 amino acids)
Biological process (GO): coenzyme A biosynthetic process
Cellular component (GO): cytosol; nucleus
Molecular function (GO): pantothenate kinase activity; ATP binding
Source: RefSeq, a predicted model, not a curated record